Molecule: messenger RNA, 4044 nt
Organism: Sarcophilus harrisii (Tasmanian devil)
Lineage: Eukaryota; Metazoa; Chordata; Mammalia; Dasyuromorphia; Dasyuridae
Gene: KIF9
Product: kinesin family member 9
Exons: 22
Coding region: 1311-3770 (819 amino acids)
Biological process (GO): microtubule-based movement
Molecular function (GO): microtubule binding; ATP binding; microtubule motor activity
Source: RefSeq, a predicted model, not a curated record
CGAGAUUCCAGGUAGCGUCACGUCACCAUAGCGACGGUAUACACAUCUCUGCGCCACAGAGCGCUGAAUAUUCCGUUUCCCGCCUUGGAGCAGGCUGGUUUACUGCCGGAGUGUGGGACCUAGCAAGGUCGCUGCUGCUCCCCGCUGCCGCUGCCUGUGUGGCCGCUCUCGGACCUGGUGGUGUCCCUACUCUCCGCGGAGUGUAGUGGGGCUGACUGUGAAGGCUCAUUAGAUCCGGUCCAUCGCUUCAGCAAGUGGAGAUCUUUUGGGAUCCCAGUUUUGUCAACCAGAGCAUUAAACUCUCCCUCUCAUCUUUAUGUCAUCUCCAGAUUUGAUAGAUACCUCAUCUGUGCCAUCAUCCAAGUCAUUAACAAAAUGCUGAACAGAACAAGGCUUAUACUGAACACAAUAUAGUCCACUAAACUCACCAAUGAUUUUUUCACUUGAAAGUCUCACUUCCCCUAUUCAGUACAUGUACAAUUGAUUGUUUGGAAAAAAAAAUUUCUUUUAAAAAACUAAAUAUUUUGCAUUUAUCUUGUUAGCUUCUGCCUACUAUUCCAACCUUUACAUUAUCUGGAUUUAGCAACUUAUUGUUUUUUCAAUAAUGCAGUUAUGCCCUUACUGAGAAGUACCCAGGAAAUGCACUUAUAGAGCAAGGAAAGAAAAAAUUAGGAGUUCCUGAAAUUACUUAUAAAAGAUAAUAAAGGUAGGGAGUGAUGACUCAGAGAAUGUUCAGGUUAUCUGAUUAGAUAGAAGUUGUCUAGUUUGACUUCAUGUUACAGUGAAGAAAUAGAGGCACAGAGGUCUAAAGUGGUUUGACAAAGGUCAUGUAUCUUGAAGGUCGCUUAGCCAAGGGCCUUAAAACCAGUUUUUCUGAAUGGUGACAUGGUGGUCUUUCUGGACUGUGCUAUGUAUGCAAAAGACUGAAAGAGUUUAUUAAGAUAAGAGGAAGUUUUUCUCCACUGAAAGAGUUGGGUAUCAGGAAAAAGAAAGGGUUAAGAGCUCAGCAGGUAGAAUGGUCCCAGUGGAAAGAAUGAACCCACAUGCACAUGAAGGAAACGAACAGAAAGAAAACACAUCUGGAUGUGAGAAAUGUUCUCUUAGUAAAACAAGAAGACGGAAUUGAGUGUGGAGACUCAACUACUUUCCGAUGUCUAACAAUGGUCAUCACUGUCCACAAGCAUUUUUUGAGCAUCUGCUGUAUGCUGAGCAUAUAUCUAGACAUUGUGGGGAGGGAUUCAUAAGAAAUAAAAGACGCAGCCCCUGCCCUCAAGAAGCUUAAAAUCUAAUUGGGGAGACCGAACAUUCCAAUGAAGAGACGUAAAGACAAGCGGCGGAUCAUAAAAAUGGGCACUCGAAAAAAAGUACAUGCGUAUGUAAGGGUUAAACCCACAGAUGAAUUUGCUUAUGAAAUGAUUACCUUUGGAGAAGACAACAAGAGCAUUGAUAUUCAUAUCAAGAAAGAUGGCCGAAGAGGAACUGUCAAUAACCAACAGACAGACUGGUCAUUCAAAUUGGAUGGAGUUCUUCACGAUGCCUCACAGGAUUGUGUUUAUGAUACAGUAGCUAAGGAAGUGGUUGCUCAAGCCCUGGAUGGCUAUAAUGGCACAAUCAUGUGUUAUGGGCAAACAGGAGCAGGAAAGACAUAUACCAUGACUGGUACAACUGAAAACUACAAGCACCGAGGCAUCCUCCCUCGAGCUUUACAGCAGGUUUUUAGGAUGAUAGAAGAACGCCCCACACAUUCCAUUACUGUUCGAGUCUCAUAUCUGGAAAUCUAUAAUGAAACUCUGUUUGAUCUCUUGUCUACGCUUCCCUAUGUUGGCAACUCAGACACCCCAAUGUCUAUAGUAGAAAGCCCCCAAGGAAUCUUUGUCAAGGGCCUGUCUGUGCAUAUGACUGGACGGGAGGAGGAUGCUUUCAGUCUCCUUUUUGAGGGAGAGACUAAUAGGAUAAUAGCCUCUCACACAAUGAACAAAAAUUCAUCUAGAUCUCAUUGCAUUUUUACCAUAUAUAUUGAGGCUCAUUCAAGAAGUUUAUCUGAUGAGAAGUACGUAACUUCUAAAAUUAAUUUGGUGGAUUUGGCAGGUUCUGAGAGAGUGGGGAAGACUGGGUCAGAAGGACAAAUCCUGAAGGAAGCUACGUAUAUCAACAAAUCUUUGUCCUUUCUGGAGCAGGCUAUUAUUGCUUUAGGGGACCGAAAGAGAGAACAUGUCCCCUUCCGACAGUGCAAGCUCACCCAUGCUCUGAAGGACUCAUUAGGAGGAAAUUGUAACAUGGUUAUUGUGGCAAAUGUCUAUGGUGAAGCCACUCAGUUGGAUGAGACACUUUCUUCACUUCGUUUUGCUAGCAGAAUGAAAUUGAUCACAACUGAGCCUUCCAUCAAUGAAAAAUAUGAUGCAGAGAGGAUGGUGAAGAAUCUGGAGAAGGAGUUGAUUCUGCUCAAACAGGAACUAGCCAUUCAUGACAGUCUGGCUAACCGUGCUAUGGUCACCUAUGAUCCCAUGGAUGAAGUUCAAAUAGCUGAAAUAAACUCUCAAGUUCGCAGGUAUCUGGAUGGAUCUCUGGAAGAAAUUGACAUUAUUAACCUGCGACAGAUCCAGGAGGUGUUUAAUCAAUUCAAAGUGAUUUUAAGCCUACAAGAACAAGAAGUGGAGGCCAACUUACGUAGAAAAUACACCCUGAUAAACAAGAAUGACUAUGCGACCAUUACUGCAGUCCAGAAGGCUGGACUGGUUGAUGUGGAAGGUAACACAGUAGGAGAAACAGAUGGACAAGGAUUUGGGCUUGGUAUUGCACCUUUCUCUGCUAAGCCUGGAAAGAAAGGCAAGAUCAAGAAAUCAUAUAAGGAUAUACCUGGAGCUUUAGGCAAGAAGGAUGGCCUCCUCAGCCCUGUGAGUGGGAAGGAUGGAGAAAGUAUUUCCACAUCAAGGACUCAGCUGUUAUCAUCCUCCAAGGAAGCAGAUGUCAAGGAUGUGCUCUCCCGUGAUCGGGAAGCUUCCGGCAGCGAGCCUCUUGCAUCAGAUUCCCCUAAGGAAGAUUCUCGUAUCACCAGACCUGCUACCCCACCUCCUAAACCAUCAGCUUUUGAGGAAUUUAAAAAUGAACGUGGCAGUGAGAUCAACCGGAUCUUCAAGCAAAACAAAACCAUAUUGAAUGACCGAAGGAAGAAAGCCAGUGAGACUGCCCAGAGGAUCAAUUCUAUCAAAAAAGAAAUUGACACUACCAAAGAAGCACUGGAUGUGCAGAAAAACUUCCGAGAAGAACAAGGGGAAUAUGAGAAUAAAGGGCUGAUGAUCAUUGAUGAAGAGGAAUUCUUAUUGAUUCUUAAGCUAAAGGAACUAAAGAAGCAAUACCGGGGAGAAUAUCAAGAUCUGCAUGAUCUCAAAGCUGAAAUUCAGUACUGUCAACAUUUGGUGGACCAAUGCCGCCAACGAUUGCUCACAGAGUUUGAUAUCUGGUACAACGAAUCCUUCCUCAUCCCUGAGGAAAUGCAAGCGUCUCUGAAGGCUAAGGGUAGCAUCAGACUAGGCUUGUUUCCCCUGACCAAACUCACAUCACUGGCUGAAGAUGAUGAGGAGAAAUUUGGCCAAAUCCAAGCUUCAGUCCUCCCUGACUGUCCCGACUCGGUCUCUUUCUACAAUGCCAGAAUGAAGUUUGACCAGAAGCAAAACUACUCCAAAACCAUGGCGAGUUUCCAAAAUAAGACAUCUGGCCUAAACCCCACUGUCCUGAAGGAGAAGUCUCAAAGCGACAACAACUUGCCAUAGCAGGAAAGGGCAGGGCCCAGUGCACUGCUCUCUAGCUGUCCUGGUCUCCGAGUCUGGCAGAGGAUAGUCAGAUUGUUACACUGACAAGCCUAGAUUACAGAGGAAAAUGUUUACACUGUUAAGUGGAGCCUUUUUUUUUUUUUUCUUUUUUUUUGGUCUUAGUACUUUUUCUAUUUUCUAUGCAGGGACAAAAAUAAAAUGUUUGGGAUGUUAAGUCACCUUCAACAUACCUUUCUUCAUGUUAUCAAUCAAGCAGGAACAAUCAAGCAUUAUU